UGCCGCGGUGACGCGCGGGGCCGUGAGGAGAACCGCGGGCGAGAACCGGGAGAGGAACCGUGACGAGAGCUGUGAGGAGCCGCGCGGUCUCCCCGGGGAUGUCCCUCAGGCGGCCGGCGAAAGCGACUCACUCGAGCCCUGGGCGAUGGCAGAGGAACAACAACAGCCGCCACCACAGCAGCCCGAUGCCCAUCAGCAGCUUCCCCUCUGCGCCCCCAACCCCGGGGUGGCUCUGCCAGCUCUUGUGCCCGGGCUGCCAGGGACAGAGGCCAGCGCUCUGCAACACAAGAUCAAAAACUCCAUCUGCAAAUCUGUACAAUCUAAAGUGGACUGCAUUUUGCAAGAAGUUGAGAAGUUUACAGACCUAGAGAAACUCUACCUCUACCUUCAGCUGCCUUCUGGUCUCAGCAGUGCAGAGAAAAGUGAUCAGAAUGCCAUGUCGUCUAGCCGGGCACAGCAAAUGCAUGCCUUCUCCUGGAUUCGGAAUGCCUUGGAGGAGCACCCUGAGACUUCACUCCCCAAGCAAGAGGUCUACGAUGAGUACAAGAGCUAUUGUGACAAUCUUGGCUACCAUCCAUUAAGUGCUGCUGACUUUGGAAAAAUCAUGAAAAACGUCUUUCCAAACAUGAAGGCACGCCGUUUGGGCACUAGAGGCAAAUCUAAAUAUUGCUACAGUGGACUAAGGAAAAAAGCUUUUGUUCAUAUGCCAACACUGCCCAACCUUGACUUUCAUAAAACUGGAGAUGGGUUGGAAGGAGUUGAACCAUCUGGGCAGCUUCAAAAUAUUGAUGAGGAAGUUAUUUCUUCUGCUUGCCGCCUUGUGUGUGAGUGGGCCCAGAAAGUGUUAAGCCAGCCAUUUGACACAGUCUUGGAAUUAGCCCACUUCCUUGUAAAGAGCCAUUACAUAGGCACCAAGUCAAUGGCAGCUCUGACUGUGAUGGCAGCAGCACCAGCAGGACUUAAAGGAAUCUCCCAGCCUUCUGCUUUUAUACCUACAGCUGAAAGUAAUUCCUUUCAGCCUCAAGUAAAGACUUUGCCAUCUCCAAUUGAUGCUAAACAGCAGUUGCAACGGAAGAUUCAAAAAAAGCAGCAAGAACAGAAGCUACAAUCCCCAUUGCCAGGAGAAUCCUCAGCAAAAAAAUCAGAAGGCACUACUGCCAACGGAGUGGCUAAUCUACCCAAUGGGAACCCUGCGAUUCUUUCUCCGCAGCCCAUUGGGAUUGUAGUGGCAGCUGUCCCUAGUCCCAUUCCGGUCCAGCGGACCAGGCAGUUAGUAACUUCACCAAGUCCAAUGAGUUCUCCUGAUGGCAAGGUUCUUCCCCUCAAUGUUCAGGUGGUCACUCAGCACAUGCAGUCUGUGAAACAGACACCAAAGACUCCUCAGAACGUUCCAGCCAGUCCUGGUGGGGACCGUUCUGCGCGGCACCGCUACCCUCAGAUCUUACCCAAGCCAGCAAACAGCAGUGCGCUCACCAUCCGCUCUCCUACAACUGUGCUCUUUACCAGCAGCCCCAUCAAAACUGCCGUUGUACCCGCAUCGCACAUGAGUUCUCUAAAUGUGGUGAAAAUGACAACAAUCUCCCUCACACCCAGUAACAGUAACACCCCUCUUAAACAGUCCACCUCAGUCAGCAGUGCUACUGGGGCAACAGAGGACUCGAGGAGCAUUCCUCAGAUCAAGAAUGGUUCUGUUGUUUCUCUCCAGGCUCUGGGGUCCAGGGCCGGCAGCACUGGGGGGACUUCUGCUGUUGAAGUCAAAAUAGAAUCAGAAGGUUCAUCAGAGGAGCAUCCUCUACAGUGCCAAGAGAACUCUGAGGGGGUGAAAGCUCCCCUGACAACAUCUGGAGCCCUUUGGGGGCAGAAAAGUAGCACAGACGGAGCAGUACCAAAAUCUUCUAGUGAAGGUGUCACUGACCUGAAAACAGUUAAGGUCUGUGACCAGAGGACCAAAUGUAAAAGUCGCUGUAAUGAAAUUCUGCCAGGCACCUCGGCAGGCAAUAAUCAAAGCACUGUUACUCUCUCGGUUGCUACUCAAAACUUACCUUUCACCAGCACCAGCUCACCAUCCAAUGGUGACUCAGUAAAUAAAGACCCUAAAUUAUGCACUAAAAGUCCAAGAAAGCGACUGUCUGCUGCACUGCAAGAGUCUCAGGUGCCUCCUGUAAAGAAACCAAUUGUGGAACAGCUUUCUGCAGUGACCAUGGAAGGUCAGAAACCAUGCACUGUUAAGAAGGACCAAAAAGUUCCGCAUUCAGGGAAACCAGAAAGCUCAACAGCAGGUGCUCAGGCCCCUAACAAGGUGUCCAUCGACGUCAGUGCACACAUUGUGGAGGAUCAGCCCUUGAACCCUGCUCUGGCUGCCAGUGAAUCAGUUCUGGAGCAGCAAACGCCGUCGUCGUCUCCAGAUGUAAAAGUGAAACUUGAAGGAAGUGUCUUUCUCUUGGAUCAUGAGUCCAAAUCUGAUGCCAGCUUUAAUCCUAACGCAUGGCAACAAGUUACUAAGGAUUCUGACUUGAUAGCUGCCAGCUGUGAACAACAGGAAGACAUUAGUGUCAUGACAAUUCCUGAGCAUUCCGAUAUCCAUGAUUUAGAGAAAUCUGUUUGGGAAUUAGAAGGCAUACCACAGGAUACAUACAGCCAGCAGCUACAUAGCCAGAUACCAGAAUCUUCUUUGAAUCAAAUCCAAGCACAGUCUUCAGAUCAGCUACCAUUGCAGUCCGAACUGAAAGAGUUUGAGUCCUCUGUUCCCCAGACUAAUGAAAGCUACUUUCCUUUUGAUGAUGAACUUACACAAGAUAGCAUUGUGGAAGAGCUGGUGCUUAUGGAGCAGCAGAUGUCAAUGAAUAAUUCGCAUUCUUACAGUAACUGCUUGGGAAUGGCCCUUCAGAGUCAGUCAGUAACUCCAGGAGCGCCGAUGUCAUCUCAUGCUUCCAGUACCCACUUCUAUCAUCCAAUCCAUAGCAAUGGCACUCCAAUUCACACGCCUACACCCACACCCACUCCUACACCCACUCCAACCCCAACUCCAACCCCAACUUCUGAAAUGAUUGCUGGGUCUCAGAGUCUGUCACGGGAGAGCCCUUGCUCCAGACUUGCCCAGACGACACCUGUGGAUAGUGCUUUAGGAAGUAGCCGACACACACCCAUUGGUACUCCCCAUUCUAAUUGUAGCAGUAGUGUCCCUCCAAGCCCUGUUGAAUGCAGGAAUCCAUUUGCAUUCACCCCAAUAAGCUCCAGUAUGGCUUAUCACGAUGCCAGCAUUGUCUCAAGCAGUCCUGUGAAACCAAUGCAAAGACCCAUGGCCACGCACCCUGAUAAGACCAAGCUUGAAUGGAUGAAUAACGGGUAUGGUGGGGUUGGCAAUUCAUCGGUUUCUGGCCAUGGCAUUCUCCCGAGCUAUCAGGAGCUAGUAGAAGAUCGUUUCAGGAAACCUCAUGCUUUUGCUGUGCCAGGACAGUCCUAUCAAUCUCAGUCCAGACAUCAUGACACUCAUUUUGGUCGUUUGACUCCUGUGUCUCCUGUGCAGCAUCAAGGUGCCACUGUAAACACCAACAGACAGGAAGGGUUUGCAGUCCCUGCUCCUCUUGAUAAUAAAGGAACUAAUUCAUCUGCCAGCAGCAACUUCAGGUGCCGGAGUGUGAGCCCUGCUGUCCACCGCCAACGGAAUCUUAGUGGAAGCACCCUCUAUCCUGUGUCUAAUAUCCCACGGUCUAAUGUAACUCCCUUUGGAAGUCCAGUAGCCCCAGAAGUUCACGUUUUCACAAAUGUUCACACAGAUGCAUGUGCCAACAACAUAGCUCAAAGAAGUCAGUCGGUUCCAUUGACAGUCAUGAUGCAGACAGCCUUCCCAAAUGCUCUGCAGAAGCAAACAAACAAUAAAAAGAUCACUAACGUUUUGUUGAGUAAACUUGAUUCUGACAAUGAUGAUGCAGUGAGAGGUUUGGGAGUGAACAACAUGCCCUCCAAUUACACAGCCCGGAUGAAUCUCACUCAGAUUUUGGAAACUUCCCCUGUUUUUCCUAGUGCCAAUUCACAAAAUAUGAUCGAUUCCAGCACUUCUGUUUAUGAAUUCCAAACACCAUCUUACCUCACCAAAAGUAAUAGCACCGAUCAGAUCAGUUUUUCUCCUGGAGAUAAUCAAGCACAACCUGAAAUUGGAGAGCAGCAGUUAGAUUUCAAUAGCACUGUUAAAGACCUGUUGAGUGGAGACAACCUGCAGAGCAGCCAGCAGCUAGGAGGUCAGGUACCCUCCGAUCUCACCAGCGCUGCAUCUGAUUUCCCUAGCGACAUCAGGUUGUCUUCUGACCUCUCAGGCAGCAUCAAUGAUUUGAACACCUUAGACCCAAAUCUGCUGUUUGACCCAGGCCGUCAGCAGGGACAAGAUGAUGAAGCCACACUGGAAGAAUUAAAGAAUGACCCACUGUUUCAACAGAUUUGCAGUGAGUCAAUGAACUCUAUGACUUCAUCAGGUUUUGAAUGGAUAGAAAGCAAGGACCAUCCUACUGUUGAAAUGUUGGGAUAAAUUGUGUUUUAUAAUAUGUAGCACACUGUAUCUAAGACAUAUGUAUUGUAUUUGUCUUAAUGGAAGUGCCUCCCGCAGCAGAAACACUAUUAAUUGUGACAUUUUAAAAGCGUUUGCUGCAGAAGUGGUUUCUUCUUCAGUAGGAAAUGGUUAGACUUGCCUCAGUUCUGGACACGUUUCUGAAGACAGUAGGCUGUAGAGCAAGUAUUAGGUUUUAAAUUUUAUAAUGUUCCCCCAUUUAAUCACAUUUGCUAGUAAAGAAUCCAGCUUUUUACAAGAGCAGUCUGGGUCUUUAUUUUGUAUAAGUUCAUUUUAAUUCAUCAAUUGAUCUACACAGAAUUUAAAAGAAACCAUCUUUAGUUAUAGAUUGUUUUGUUGUUGGCAUUAUCUUUUAGGUAUGAAAUCAUAGCUAAGGAAAGCUGUAGGCAAGAAAGUCUUCCUUAAAACAGGGAUAAUAUUCAGGUUAUUAUAAAUAUUUAAGCUUGAAACAUAAAGCUACUGUAGAGUGAGAAAUCUCUGUAGGACUUUCUGGGGCUUCGGUACCAUUUACUCCCACAAUGAAGGGCUUUUGUAGGAGAAAAUAAUGGAAAACAAAUGUUAAUUUAAGGAAAGUAAAAGCUGCACUAAAAAUUUUAAGAGGAAAACUAGUAGCCAUUUAUUUGUGACAUUGUAUUAGUCCAAUUUUAGAAGGUGACUUUUAAAAUGGAAACUCUCUAGCUCUCCCUCUCUGUUCCUCUCCCUCUUUCUCCCCCUCUCUCCCUCCCACCCUC
Molecule: messenger RNA, 5292 nt
Organism: Acomys russatus (golden spiny mouse)
Lineage: Eukaryota; Metazoa; Chordata; Mammalia; Rodentia; Muridae
Gene: Rfx7
Product: regulatory factor X7
Exons: 10
Coding region: 146-4522 (1458 amino acids)
Biological process (GO): regulation of transcription by RNA polymerase II
Molecular function (GO): RNA polymerase II cis-regulatory region sequence-specific DNA binding; DNA-binding transcription factor activity, RNA polymerase II-specific
Source: RefSeq, a predicted model, not a curated record